AAUUUAUUACAACAAAAAGGAUUUAAAUUAACUUUUUCAUACCUAAAAUGAAAAUAUAUAUAUUUAGCAAUUAUUUUUCCGGUCAUGUGGUUCCGUCUUUACCUGUCACGAGGCAGAAUUUCUUCGCCUGUUUGGCAUUGACACAUCAUGCUAGGUUAAUUGGCGGCAGAAAAUGCAUGAAUUGACGCUUUUGUUGUCUUUCUUUUAUAGACGAGUACAUGACAAUAUCAUUAGACUUAAACGGUGCUUCUCAGUUAUUUAAUGUGAUUUUUCUAAGCCCCUCCUGAAUUGAAAUACUUUAUUUUAUAUUUAUUAUCUUUAAUGUAUCUGUAAAUAUGUGCUAGAUGUUAUUUUCUAUUUCACGUGCUAUGGGGCGCUGUUGUGAUCACUGCUUGGUUACAUUGCGGCACGUGAACAGUAGAACAAGUAAAAGCAACAUGGCGGCCCGCACACCGCUGUCCUUUCGCUUUCCUCACAACCUGCUUCUACCAAAGAACCACAAGCUCGUCCACACAGAGGCGGCUGUGAAGGAGGCUGUUUAUCCGCCUAUCAAGCCCUCUCUCACGGCCAAAAGCAAAUCGGCCCGGCAGCGUCAAGUCGAAGAACAGAUAGAGCGGAUAAAAUCGUCCCCGGUGGAGGAGAAGCUCCGGCUCAUCACUCGCAUCCAGCGGAAGAAAUUCGUCGUUUACCCGCAGACGUUUGCCCGCAACGCGGAUAGAUGGUACCAGCACUUUACGAAGACCGCCUACAUCCCCGGCUUGCCUGAGAAGUUACUCUCUCAGCGGCCGCUCGUCACCGGGCAGGAGAACUCCCAGUCUGCACCCACACAAGUCCUCGGCGAUGAGGCGUUUGAGGAAAUACGCUCUUUGAUAACCCGCGUGAUUUUACAAGAGCACUGGCAUGUGAAAAAGCGCAAGGUGUUCGUGUACCGCCAUCAGGAACUCACCGAGGGGCCUUUUCUGAGGACGUUGUUCACUGCCCUCACCCACAGUCUCGCCGUAUACAACCCGCUGCUCCUCCUCUGCAGCUUGGAUCGAAACCCCCAGGUGGGCUUCUACUGGAGGAGAGGAGAGAGGAUCAUCCCAAAGGGCCACAGGAGAGGAAGUCUGGAGCCCACCAGGUUCCAGAUUGACGACCAUCCGCUUUGUCAGAUCAGGAUAACAGAACAGCUGCCUCAGAUGGUCCCAAUGGAGGAUUCCUACAGCGCUGAUGUCCCUGUCGUUCCCUACGCUCCCAACCUGAUGCCUCUGUUCAAACGACAGUACACCAAUCACAUCUUCACAGGUUCUAAGCUUCCCGACCCAGCGUGUUACGGCCACACUCAGUUCCACUUGGUGCCAGACCGCUACCACAGAGACCGCAUGGCCCGAAAGCAGCAGUCAGAUCAAGUGGAGGUCUUCCUGAGAGCUAACGCCCUUGCAAGCCUCUUUGCCUGGACUGCAGCUCAAGCAUGCUAUCAAGGUUUCUGGAACUUCGAGGAUGUGACCCGACCCUUCGUGUCGCAGGCCGUGAUCACCGACGGCAAGUUCUUCUCCUUCUUCUGCUACCAGCUCAACACACUGGCUCUGUCGGCACAGGCAGACGUGGACAACCCCAGGAAGAACCUCUUGUGGGGCACGGAGAGCAUGCGUCUCUACGAAGGCGUGGAGGAUGAGCGGGUGGUGGGUCUGAACGAUGACACCGUCAGGCUGCUGGUGCGCUUCUUCCUCCAGCAGUAGAAGUGGGAAUUUGUACCAAAUGCAGAAAUCAAGUUGUAUUUAUGAAGAAAUAAAGUGGUUUCUAUGCCAACA
Doryrhamphus excisus (bluestripe pipefish) is the source of this 1790-nucleotide messenger RNA. RefSeq names its product mitochondrial ribosomal protein S30 (gene mrps30). Gene Ontology annotation, cellular component: ribosome; mitochondrial large ribosomal subunit; mitochondrion. Lineage: Eukaryota; Metazoa; Chordata; Actinopteri; Syngnathiformes; Syngnathidae. Gene Ontology annotation, molecular function: structural constituent of ribosome. Gene Ontology annotation, biological process: translation. The record is from RefSeq and is a predicted model, not a curated record.